AUGCCACCACGAACACUUAAAGAAAAAAAUGAGAAAGAAGUCGCCAGAGCAAUAAAUCAAUAUUGUCUGGUUUCUGAGGGUAGCAGCGUGAUCCCUAAACAAGAGAUCACCAUCCAAACGACCAGCUACUGUAAUGUGAGGAAGCCUAGCUCCGAAAGUACUCCGAAACCAGGUACGGAACGGCGGAUCACCGCUGGCUGCCCGCAGAGUUCUCAGCCGCGGAGAGUCGUCGACGGCAUUUCGGGCGAGCGGAAAAUGAGCCAUAACGCAUCCUUUGCUUGCUUGCUGUCCGAAUCGCCCGCCGCUUUCGUUGACUCAUUGAAGGUACGUGUUGAUGGCGGCCUUUCUCGUCUCGCCAUUCUGCCGCCUUUUCAGUGGCGGAAUGACCCGCCGUCUUUUUCACGGUGA
This is a messenger RNA of Necator americanus (New World hookworm), 408 nucleotides long. RefSeq lists its product as uncharacterized. NCBI's taxonomy places the organism in Eukaryota, Metazoa, Nematoda, Chromadorea, Rhabditida, Ancylostomatidae. The record is from RefSeq and is a predicted model, not a curated record. The transcript has a single exon. Bases 1 to 408 code for a protein of 135 amino acids.